Molecule: messenger RNA, 1198 nt
Organism: Xenopus tropicalis (tropical clawed frog)
Lineage: Eukaryota; Metazoa; Chordata; Amphibia; Anura; Pipidae
Gene: aspa
Product: aspartoacylase
Cellular component (GO): cytoplasm
Molecular function (GO): hydrolase activity, acting on ester bonds; hydrolase activity, acting on carbon-nitrogen (but not peptide) bonds, in linear amides
Source: RefSeq, marked provisional
CCAAAUCUCUUCUCGCGAGAAUAGGAGUGGGCCCGUCCCGUCAGCGCUUACUAAAGCUGGAGACGCCUUACGAGCUAAAGAGAUGUUACAGUCUGUUUGUAGAAGGUAUAUUUCGUGAAACGUGACAGCAAGUAAAAGUUUCGAAGAGACUGUCUGAUCUGCCCAGAGAGCUUUGCCUGGGGCGGGGGCUAAAGAAAAACAUUCCGCUAAGGAGUCUUCAGAUUAUGACAGCCAGACGAGUCUUAAAUCCUGUGCAGAGGGUGGCAAUAUUCGGGGGCACACAUGGUAAUGAAUUAUCAGGAGUUUUCCUAGUCAACCACUGGUUAAAACAUGGAGAGGAGAUAGCAAGACCUGGCAUUGAGGUGAGGCCCUUUAUUACCAACCCAGGAGCUGUGGAGAAAUGUGUUAGAUACGUUGACACUGACCUUAACAGAGUGUUUGACUCUGAAAAUCUUAGGAAUGAAAACAACUUGAACUUAUCAUAUGAAGUUAAAAGAGCUCAGUAUAUCAAUUCCAUAUUUGGGCCUAAAGGUAGCGAAGAUGCUUAUGAUGUCAUACUGGAUCUGCACAAUACAACAUCACACAUGGGUGCAACACUAAUUUUGGAAGAUUCCAAAGAUGAUUUUACAAUCCAGAUGUUUAACUAUAUUAAGACUUCCAUGGCACCACUAGCUUGUUCUGUCUUGUUAAUUGAGCAUCCACGGUUAAAAUAUGCAACAACACGUUCUAUAGCAAAGCAUCCUAUUGGAGUGGAAGUAGGACCCCAGCCUCAAGGAGUUUUAAGAGCUGAUGUUCUAGAUAAAAUGAGGAGGAUUAUAAAACACGCCCUUGAUUUUAUCAACUAUUUUAACGAUGGUAAAGAAUUUCUACCAUGCAUCCUAGAGGUAUUCAAAGUAUUGGAUAAUGUUGCGUAUCCUCGGAACGCAAAUGGAGACUGCACUGCCAUUAUCCAUAACAAUCUGCAGGACCAAGACUGGAAGGAAUUAUAACCUGGAGAUCCAAUGUUUCUCACUCUGGAUGGGAGAAUGAUAGUGUAUGAAGGAGAUUGUAUAGUAUAUCCAACAUUUAUCAAUGAAGCUGCAUACUAUGAAAAAAAUCAGGCUUUUACAACAACACAGAAAAUGACAUUAUGUGCACAAGCAAUAAGAUGUACAGAACCAAAAUAAAUGUAUUAUUAAAACUUGUGGGCUUGCUUAUA